UCCAGCAAGUAGAUCAUAACCCUCUCUACAGCCAAGGACAGCAUUGCCAGGGCUCCAGGAGACAGGGGUGGAAGGUUUCAGGAGGCACCAGGAGACACCAGGAGGUAUCAGGACACCAGGAGGAAUCAGGACACCAGGACUCUCACCCACCAGUUCCAGAAGAAGUAAGGAGGACAACACAAGGAGAACAAGCUGCCAUGUCCACCUAGAGAGGACCACAGAACUUGACACUUGCUAGACCAGGUCUUGCAGAAGUUGAAGGCUCUGAUCUCCUCCAAGGUUUCCUCUGCUCCUCCAGAAACUCUGCCAGGGCUUCAUCUAUGUACAAAAUGGAUUAUUCUUACCUGAAUUCCUAUGACUCCUGUAUGGCAGCCAUGGAAGCAUCAGCCUAUGCAGACUUCAGUUCCUGCAGCCAGGCCAACAGCUUCCAGUACAACCCCAUCAGGACCAGCUUCGGGGCCAACUCUGGAUGUCCUCCUCUGACCACGGCCAACUGCACCCUGGGGGCACUGAGAGACCACCAGCCUUCUCCAUACACUACAGUCCCAUACAAGUUCUUCUCAGACCCAUCAAGUAUCAAUGAAAAGAGGAAGCAGAGAAGGAUUCGGACAACGUUCACCAGUUCCCAGCUGAAGGAGCUGGAACGAGUGUUUGCAGAGACGCACUAUCCGGAUAUAUACACCAGGGAAGAGCUGGCUCUUAAGAUAGACCUGACAGAAGCCAGAGUGCAGGUGUGGUUCCAGAACAGAAGGGCCAAGUUUCGCAAGCAGGAGAGAGCAGCCAAUUCGAAAAAUGGAAGUACCGCCAAUGGUGGAUCAGGAAACAAAAAGUCAGAUGCACGUUCUUCUUCAGAAGAUGACGAGUCCAAAGAGUCCAACUGCAGCCCGACCCCAGACAGCACAGCAUCUCUAACCACUGCAGGCAACCUUAACAGUCCUGGAGGAAGCCUCAGUCCUAGCCCCGGAACAGCUGCAGCCCUGGUAUCGAAUCAUACUACAGCCCAGACCAUGAAGGCCCCUGUUUGGCCUGGGGUCCCAACAAGCAGCAGUAACACAGCCGACCUUCUCAAGGCUUGGCAACCUGCAGAUGCCGUGCCUGGGCCAUUUGCUGGUGUCUUAUCCACAUUUCACAGGAAGCCAAACACCCUGAAGACAAACCUGUUUUAAAUAACACAGUAAUGAGACAACAUUGCAAAAACACAAAUCAAGACAAACAGACUAAAGUAAGAGAGGAUUGUACGCAGGGGAAGUUACAGCCCUCCUGGAUUUAGUUACACUUUGGAUCAAUGAAGAAUCUGCCAGAUAUUUUCCCAUAUCUGCUGUGUCAAAAGAGAUGGACAGUGACCAAUCGAUGUUGAGGACAUAUACUCCAACAUCUGGAACAGAUGAUCAAGUUAUUGAAAAUAACUCUGGCUUUCGAAUAAGAGCCAGAUGUCUUAUGGCAUGGACCUAGAUUAUGGACACCGUGAUGGCCCUAGGGGUCUCACAAUAUUCAUUGGCUCAAUAGAUCAAUCAUAGUUGGUGGUAUUUUUUUUUUUAAAAUUGGUUUAUUUAUUAUUUAUUAUAUUUAAGUAGGUUUAUGUUACAUAUAAUUUUAAUUUUAUUUUUGUUUAUUUUCUUCAGGAGACACUGCUCCUUGUCGCAUACGAUGAGGUUUUGUGUUCGAUCUCUGAGAUAACUUCAUAAUUUUUUUUUUUUACUGUUUUGAAUUUGAGACACAUAUGACCUCCCUGCUAUACUAUUCAUUUAUUGGCUGAAUACAUUACUCUUAAUCUAUGACAGAGACGUCACGAAUAAAGGAAAUUAUCGCCAUCUGGCAUUCUGGGAUAAAUAUAUUUCAGAUGAGGAUAUCAUUCAGUACUAAGAUAAAAUAAGGAUACCAGGCCUACGCUGGACUCUGUAUGAAUCAGAAAUAACAUUUUGUAGGAUUAGGGACAAUUAUCUGCCACAGACAUUUUCUGGUCCAUUAGCAGCUAAAGAGUCUCUUUGUUUCCAAGAGGCAUCUGUUUGUCCACUUAUGUGCGUGUAUAUUUGUAUUUAUAUGAGGACGGAAGAGACAUUUAAUGGGAACACAGUUAAAUUAGCUUAGAAACCAUCAAGUUCAAGAGUUGCCUUAGGGGAAGAUCAGUUUCCAGCCUAUAUUGAUACUUGAUUAACCAUCGAGAUCAGACUCCAAGUCCACCUUCAUAACAGCUACAGUGGUGCCAGCAAAUGACAGAACCUAAUAGGGCGUUCAUAGAGCAGAUUUGGAAAAAUGCCUUAGUAAGAGGUUCUAACAUAAUCUAUUGCCCAUCUGAGACUCUGCCACCCAUCGAUGACUCAACCACUCUUGUUGAACUCUUGAAGGACCUUCUCUGCUAUUUUCUGGUCAGCUCUAUUAUGUCUAAACUCCAUAUCAUCUGCCAAUAGAUCUCAAUUAAUGUUUGGUUUAGACUUCUGACCAUAGUUACAUGGCCUAUUCCGAUGCCAGGAAUGUUCUGCAGUUGGAGAGAUCAAUCGCUAAAUUUGUUAGAAUAAAGAAUGACUAGGGUAGAGGUGGGGUUUAGAGGUUACCUAAGAAUUGAAAGACAAGUUUCAAAUAAAUGUAUUAUGUAAACACUGCAAAAAUAUUACAUUUACUGUUUAACAAAAAUAAGGUCCUGAAAGACAGGUGAUGACAAGCGACAACAGAGCAUCCCGGGGGAUAAAUCUUUUCUUUUUGAUACAUUAUCCAUACAGGUCUCUGUAUACUUAUAUAUACCUCUCGGCACAGAAUAAAAAAAGCUCACGCAGUGUACAGAUAAGAACUUGUUACUGGGCUGUGAAAAGAUGACGGUUUUGUUUAAAUGUCCUGUAAUUUAUUGAACAAAUCUGCAAAUUAUGCUAAUCCCAAAUAAAAUUUAAUUUAUUAAACUGUA
Pelobates fuscus (common spadefoot toad) is the source of this 2896-nucleotide messenger RNA. RefSeq names its product paired like homeobox 2A (gene PHOX2A). Lineage: Eukaryota; Metazoa; Chordata; Amphibia; Anura; Pelobatidae. Gene Ontology annotation, molecular function: DNA-binding transcription factor activity, RNA polymerase II-specific; RNA polymerase II transcription regulatory region sequence-specific DNA binding. The record is from RefSeq and is a predicted model, not a curated record. Gene Ontology annotation, biological process: regulation of transcription by RNA polymerase II. The transcript is spliced from 3 exons. Bases 321 to 1166 code for a protein of 281 amino acids.